GUGGCUCGCACGCGUUAUGCGUAUACACAAAUAAAUCACCCGAAAGAAACGGGGGAAAAAACCUAGCCGCCUUCAAAUGUCGAACCGAAUCGCUCCGCCGUCACAGCCGCCGCCGCGGCCUCUGUUCAAGCAGCACUCGUGGUCUCCGGACGCCGACCGUGACGAGGCCUGGAUACGCAAGAAGAAACGCCCGGGGUUGUCGUCGUCCUUCUCUGGCGUCGGCGGAGGACUCGACCGUAGCAAGAGCGUGACCGACGAAGAUCUGGAGGAGCUCAAGGGAUGUAUCGAGCUAGGGUUCGGAUUCGAACCUGAUUCGCCCGAUUUGGACCCGAGGCUCUCCAGCACUCUUCCUGCUUUAGGGUUUUACUGCGCCGUCAACAGACAAUACAGCAGCAGAUUGUCGCGGACGUCGUCUCAGUCGUCGAUCGCGUCGGAAGGUGAUGUCAACAACUCCAGUUCCACGAUCUUCGAUCAAGGUGAAGAUCCGGAAAUGGUGAAGCUGAGGCUGAAGCAAUGGGCUCAGGUGGUUGCUUGUUCGUUGCGGCAAUUAUCCGGUGAACCCAAUUAGUUGAAUUGAAAAAAUUGAUUUUUUGUACAGAAUAAUGAAAAUUUUGUAAUGAUUUAUAGAACCAGAUAUACAGUAAGUUACUUUUCAACAAUAUAUAUAUAUAUAUAUAUAUGUUUUUGUGUG
Messenger RNA from Tarenaya hassleriana, 691 nucleotides. RefSeq lists its product as uncharacterized. The record is from RefSeq and is a predicted model, not a curated record. The transcript has 2 exons. Bases 77 to 568 code for a protein of 163 amino acids. NCBI's taxonomy places the organism in Eukaryota, Viridiplantae, Streptophyta, Magnoliopsida, Brassicales, Cleomaceae.